AUGACUCAGACAUCCCUCGCCUCUGCUGGCAGCACUCCCGACUCAACUGCGGCCUCAUCUGAUGAUGAGGCGAGUUCCACAGGAAAUCAGCCUGUGAUACACCCAGAUCCGACUCAACCCAUGCUUACGUCUUCCAAGGCAAGGGCCAAACAUCGCAUUGCCGCCUUGGAAGAAGAGCUUGCGACGAUGCGGCAAGAAAAUGGAGGUAAGCAAAGAAAGACAACCUUCUACGUGGCACAAGGCAGAGCGAUUCGUCGACUAGUCAUCCUUUACCACAACUUGGAGGACUUGAUCGCCGAAAACGAUCGCAGGCAAGAUCGUUCACAGCGUGGCUACAUUGAAUGCUCGCGGCUCAAGAAAGGAGCAGAUGCAGCUCGCGGCAACAAUACCUCCAGUCUUAAGGAGCUUGUCGCUACCUGGGUAAAUCAGGAAUUUCGCCUGUCUCCUCUAAUCAAGCCAAAUGACAAGCAUUUACGUGGCUUUGCGAGUGAUAUCUGUGGGAAGUUACUCUGCCCUGCUGAGUGGCACUGGGGAAACGAUAGUGUCAAGGUUGGUAUUCACAACAGAACGUCGGAAUACAUUGUGUCAGAGAACUCUUGGCCAUUAUUUGUAUAUGAGAACUAUCAAGUCAAUCGUAACAACCUCGAAGAAGGUUUCCUCAAGUCGAAGCUUCUGGUUCUGCCAUCUUCACAUCACCUUCCUCAGCAAGGGAAGCUGAAGGUGAUGGUUAUGGAGCUGAUAUUCUCGAGAAUAGCAGGCGCGCCCAGCGGAAAUCUGAACAGACGAAGGUUAAAACAUGUGUCACUUUGA
This is a messenger RNA of Suillus subalutaceus, 810 nucleotides long. RefSeq lists its product as uncharacterized. NCBI's taxonomy places the organism in Eukaryota, Fungi, Basidiomycota, Agaricomycetes, Boletales, Suillaceae. The coding region runs from base 1 to 810 and encodes 269 amino acids. The record is from RefSeq and is a predicted model, not a curated record. The transcript has 6 exons.